Colletotrichum gloeosporioides is the source of this 1929-nucleotide messenger RNA. RefSeq lists its product as uncharacterized. NCBI's taxonomy places the organism in Eukaryota, Fungi, Ascomycota, Sordariomycetes, Glomerellales, Glomerellaceae. The transcript has 8 exons. The coding region runs from base 1 to 1929 and encodes 642 amino acids. The record is from RefSeq and is a predicted model, not a curated record.
AUGACACAGAAAACUUGUACCCUGGAGCGACCCAGCGUGGAACGCCGCAGUGCAAAUCCAGCCCGAAGAUCUGUCCGAGAUAUUAUUGGCGACACGCACACUAAUUACAACAACGGCAAUAGUGGCAGUGAUACAGGCAUGUUUGGAGAUGAUAAGAAAGACGACGUUCUUGUCAUUGGAAUUGACUUCGGGACCACAUUCUCUGGAGUUGCAUGGUCUACUGCAGCAGACUUUGCGAGGAAUGAAAUUAAUCUUGUCACCAGCUGGCCAGGCAGCGAGUGGCAAGAGGCCAAGGCCCCCACGCAGCUAUUCUACGAGGAUGGCCAAGUCAUGUGGGGAUACGACAUUCCCCUAGAUGCAGACCCGGUACGAUGGUUCAAGCUCCUUCUGGUGAAAGAAGAAGAUUUGCCCAAAGAGCUUCGAAACUCAGAGCCCCUUGUUCACGCACGCAAGUUUGUGGAGGAGACUGAGAAGAAGCCAGUUGAGCUCAUUGCCGAUUAUCUACGGGCUUUGUUUGAGCAUACCUUGUAUGUUAUCCGAAAGGCGCGAGGACCGUCAGUUUUAGACGCUUUACGCUUCCAUGUUGUCAUCACAGUCCCCGCCAUCUGGCAGGAUUAUGCCAGACGAGACAUGGAACAAGCUGCAGAGAUGGCUGGGGUCAUGGAUUCUCGUCCAGCUGGGCAGACAAAACUCACUUUUGCACCGGAGCCGGAAGCAGCAGCUCUCUCAACUCUGUAUGAGUUGGGCAGAAACCUGAACAAAGGAGACGUCUUCGUCAUAUGCGAUGCAGGCGGCGGCACCGUGGAUCUCAUUAGUUAUGAGGUAACGAAUAGCAAGCCUCUUGCUAUUGAAGAAGUCGGCGAGGGUACCGGCGGCCUACACGGCGGCGUCUUCAUUGACAAGGCUUUUGAGAAGGCUUGCAGAGACCGGCUUGGGAGAAAGUGGGGUCGACUCAGUCCAGCUGUCAUCAAGGAAUUCAUGAAAAAGGAAUGGGAGGUGGCAAUCAAGUCCAAGUUCAAGCCUGACGCAAGGCGCAGUAAGAAGGAGUACAUCGUGGGAUUACCACCAGAGGCCUCCAGAACAACGCCAGAGAGUUUCGACGACCCGAACAGGCAGCCACUGAUCAAGAAUGGAAGAAUUCAUUUUCAACAAUCCCACAUCAAGGGAAUGUUCGCAGGAUCUUUCAAUGGAAUCGACAAACUAGUCAAUGCUCAGAUCAGUAUGGCUCUCAAGAAGAAAUCGAAGGUGACGGGCAUCAUUCUGGUUGGGGGACUUGGCACAAGUCCCUACUUGUACGAACAUCUCAAAGACAAGCAUUCGACUUCCAAUGUCUCAGAGAUUUUACAGUCCGGAGGUAUCAAGCCCCGAACUGCUAUUUGUCGCGGUGCCAUCUACAAAGGUUUCCUCGAGAAACCCUCAGGAACUAUUGUACCGCCCAUUGAGGUCACUUCCACAGUAUCUCGUUAUAGCUACGGGAUUAAAUAUGUGACCGAAUAUAACAAAGCGCAGCAUCAUCCAGAAGACAAAAUGUGGGACGGAAGCCAGUGGCGCGCUCGUAACCAGAUAAAAUGGUACUUGAAAAGGGGAGCCGUUGUGCCCAAGAGCCCUGUUCGUUAUUCGUUCUACGAGUAUAUCAAAGACGCGGAUGAUUUUGACGGCACACUCAACAUAACACUAUGGGUAUGCGAGGAGCUCGAUCCGCCAGACCGGGAAGAUUUUCGAGUGAAUGCCAAAUGCAAAUUUCAGUUGAUUGUCACGACCCCAUAUUCAGAGCUACCUGAUUGCAGGACCGCCGACGGUACCAUGGUCAAGAAGCUGGGCUAUGAGAUUGGAAUGAUUCCAUCGGGGGCGUCUUUGGGCUUUGCAGUAUACAUGGAUGGCAAGGAACUGAUGAGUCAGAACACAACUUACACAAGUGUUCGGUUCUAA